Messenger RNA from Paramisgurnus dabryanus, 2509 nucleotides. RefSeq names its product DNA primase subunit 2 (gene prim2). Gene Ontology annotation, cellular component: alpha DNA polymerase:primase complex. The record is from RefSeq and is a predicted model, not a curated record. Gene Ontology annotation, biological process: DNA replication initiation; DNA replication, synthesis of primer. Lineage: Eukaryota; Metazoa; Chordata; Actinopteri; Cypriniformes; Cobitidae.
CAUAAACCCGCGCUUUGUUUGGAACGUCAGCUAGUUGGCGGGAUCCAGGCAUCGGGAAGAGACAGACAGCACUCGGUUACAGUUAAUUGCAAUGCAAUUUUCAGGCAACAGAAGAAAGAAGCCGAUUGGUGCUUCUCAGAAUGAUCUCUACGAUCACUGUCUUCAGUUUUAUGGACAACCUCCUCUGGAAAACAUCUCUCUUACUGAGUUUGAAACCUUUGCAGUGGAAAGGUUGAAAUUACUCAAGACUGUGGAAAAUCUUGGUGUGAGCUAUGUAAAAAAUACAGAACAAUACAGCAAAAAGUUAGAUGCUGAAUUUUCAAGUCUGAACUUCCCGGUCAGAGCAGAACUGGAUGACCGCAAGAUUCAAGGAGGACCAUCUGAAUAUGAAAAACGAAGGAAAGAUCACAUCUCCCAUUUUAUUCUGCGCUUGGCAUAUUGUCAGACUGAGGACCUCAGGAGAUGGUUUAUCCAACAGGAAAUGGAUCUUUUCCGUUAUCGGUUUGGCUGUCUGUCUUCAAAACACAAGACUGACUUCUUGCAUAAAAAUAAUUUGAAGUAUGAGACGGUCAGUGCUGAGGAGAAGAGAAUGCUUAAAGACAAGCUCAUCAAUUCCAGUUAUGGUUUAAGUGGAAUCACUGUGGAAGAAUAUGAUUUCUACAAAGUUCCCUUUCAGGAUGCCCUGGAUUUAGUGCGGUCAAGGAAAGUGUACCUGCUGGCUGGCAAUGCCUACAUUCCUCACCAGGAGAUUAUUGCGAUUGUCCUUAAUGACUUCCGCACAAGACUGUCUAAAGCACUUGCCAUGACAGCCCGAUCUCUGCCAGCGGUACAGUCUGAUGAACGACUCCAGCCUCUCCUGACCCACCUCAGUCAUGCCUAUGUGGGCCAGGACUACAGCAUUCAGAAGAACAUCGGGAAAAUUUCUCUGGAACAGAUUGAUGCUCUCGCAGCCAAGUCUUUUCCUCUGUGCAUGAGGCACCUCCACAAGUCCCUGAGAGAGAACCAUCACCUCCGGCACGGCGGACGCAUGCAGUACGGCCUCUUCCUCAAGGGCAUUGGUCUUACUCUGGAACAGGCCCUACAGUUCUGGAGGUCAGAGUUCAUCAGAGGAAAAGUCGAUGCAGACAAGUUUGACAAAGCAUAUGCCUACAGCAUCCGCCACAUGUUCGGAAAGGAAGGCAAGCGCACUGACUACACCCCCUACAGUUGCAUGAAGGUGAUUUUGUCAAAUCCACCCAGCCAAGGCGACUUCCACGGGUGUCCAUUUCGCCACAGCGACCCUGAGCUACUGAAACAGAAGUUACAGUCUUAUAAAGUCCCCCCGAGUGGCAUCAGUCAGAUUCUGGAGCUAGUCAAGGGGAUGCAUUAUCAGCUGGCCUGCCAAAAAUACUUCGAGCUGACACACAGUGUCGAGGAUGCUGGGUUUUCACUCAAUCACCCCAACCAGUACUUCACAGAGAGUCAGAAGUUUCUCGGUGGAGGACGGGACAUCAAGAAAGAAGUUGAGACGUCCCAACGAGGGCAAGAAAAUGUGUCAAGUAAUGCACCCAACAUUUCCCGCCCACCUCCAGCAAACUCUAAACAGACCCAUGAGGAGAUGGGGGAUUUGGACUCUUUCUUCCAGGAUGAAUAAAUUUGUACAACCAUAUAGAGGUCUUGCUAGCAUUUACUUUUGAUACAAACUACGUUUAGUAUUGAAAUGUUUGUUGACCUGUUUUUUAUAAAAAAGUGAAUAAAAUAAUUGCUUAUUAAUAAAUACGUUUUUUUUUCUUCAAAACCUUUGGAUUUUAGUCAUAAACAACAAUGAAAUUCAUGUCUAGUAAUCAUGGUAGUAAUAAUCUGAGAAUUUGCAUUUACCGUGCAUUAUAGGUUGUCAGAUGCUUUCAUCCAAAGCUUACCAUGCAUUCAGGUAUACAUUUUAUAACACUGCGUGUUCCCUGAAAGUUAAAUCUAUACUCACAGACUGGAUUAAAGGUGCAAAAUUUUUGUCACUGAGAUGGUACAUUUUUGAAAAGUCCUUAUAUGUACCAUUUAGGUACAGGUACUGUAUGUACCUUUGAGGUACCAGUAUGUACCUUAUGGCCCUUUUCCAUUGCAUAGUACCCCAUGGGUCAGGCUGGUUAGCUCAUCUUACUUUGGCUUGAUUAGAUUUUCCAUUGAGUUUAGUCCCACUUCAGAGGGGGAGGGAUUAUAGGUGUGUCAUACAAAAAGUGGGAGCGAGCAUCGUUGCAAUGCAGUGUUUCCCAUAAAUUCUGCCACAAAAUAAAAAUUGACCACCACAAAUAAAUGUUUGCACAUCGCGUUUAUCACUACCUCUGUCUCAUAUAAUUAUUUCUGUACAAACACCGUGGCGUCAGUCGACGCGCUCCGCUAAGUUGCAAAAAUGUGUGUUAUGCGGACGUGGGGCAACAAACCGCAAGGAAAACACUGUUAUGGUGUUCCUGAUUUUCAGCCUGUGGAUGUUUUGCACCGCUAAAAGGGAGUUUGGGAACUUAAAGGUAUUGCGGAG